AACAACAACAUCAACCACCAUACAAUGUAAACAUACAAUAUUGACGAAUUUUUGAUAGUGUAAAAUGUGGAAGGAAAGAAGUAGCAUUUGAAUAAAUAAUAUCAUAUAUUUUGUUUAGAUUCAUGGUUUUUGCUUCAAAUAGCACAGCAUUGCGUACCUCCUCUAAAAUGCCGUCAACAAGAUCAACUCGCAAGCCUUCAGCAAAACAAUCCAAAACUACCAAGAAGGACAAUAGCGAAUUCAAUCUUAUUGUAACUGGUGCACUGAACGACAUGAGAAGUGGAAUGUCCAUCGCAAAUGCAGCGGAAAAAUGGGAUAUAACCAAAAAUUACCUCCGAACUUUAUCCAAGAAGAUGAGGCCGAGCGGUGAAAAAGGUAAAGUUGGAAGACCAGCAAAACCAGGGUCAGGUUCACACGCUCUACUAAGCAAAGAGGAAGAAGCCAUGGUUGUGGACUGGAUUGCUGACAGCUACAAUGCUGGUUUCUCCUUGACCGAAGAUCAAGUCUUAAAUAGUAUUCAGUAUUUACUCACUGAGCUAGGUAAACAAACACCUUUUCCUUAUAAUCGACCCAGCAGAAAGUGGUUUGAUGUUUUCUUACUCCGAAAUCCGGAAAUCUCCAUGUUACUGUGUAAGAAGGUAAACUCGCCUGCUAUGAGUUCGCAAAAUCAAAUCGAUGCCUGGUUUGAGAAGAUUUCCAAUUACCUGCAAAAUAUCAACCUUUUCGAUGUGCUCAAGGAUCCUGACCGAAUGUUUAAUGGCGAUGAGCUGGGGUUUUUUAUCAAUCCCUAUGAUAAUAAAGUUCUCUUCAAGAGAGGUGCUCAAAAAGUAUUUCAAAUCAUCAAUAUAGACCAACGACUUCAUGUAGCCAUGUUUCUAGCAUUUAGUGCCUCAGGAAUGAUUGCACCACCAAUGUUAAUCUCCCAGCAAUCAGCAUCAUUGCGGUGUUUCCAGCAGAGUGUCCCUGAUGGUUGGUUCCUUGGAAUCUCAGAAAAUGGUUGGAUGACUGGCAAGACCUUUUUCGAGUACAUUGUCAGUGUUUUUAAGCCUUGGCUCGACGAAAACAAUAUCCCAAAACCUGUCAUAGUUUUCUUCAAUAGUUCUACAACUCAUCUCACUCUACAGCUGAGCCGCUGGUGUCAUGCUAACGGCAUAGUUCUUGUAGGAGCACUGCCAAACGAUGCAUACGUUGUCCAACCGCUUGAUGUGUCUUUAUUUGGGGUUUUACGAACGCAGUGGUUUCUGGAAGCUGAUCGCGUACGUCGAGAGGAUAAGUCAGCAGCUUUGAAAGUAAGUAAAUUUUGCUCUACAUUGCAAAAAGUCAUAGCUGAGAAUUUAACACCGGAACUAAUACAGACUGGUUUUCAAAAGUGUGGCAUAUUUCCAUGGGAUCCUCUAGGAGCCAACUUUGAAAGCCUAAUCAAGGAUUUCGACAUAAACGAAGCUGUGAUCGAAAACAUGGAAGUCCUAUCAUCCGCUGGUGAUGCAGAUCCGCGGUACAAACUAGUUUUGAAAAUAUUAGAGGGAGAAAUAGGUGAAAAUAAAGUGAAAAGUUUCUAUGCCCUGAAAAAUGAGUCAAGAUGGUUUGAUCUGGUAGACCAAAAAGAUAUUAGUCUCUUCAGGGUUUGGAAGCAAAUAUUGAGUAAAGCGGAGGAAGUCCCAAAUUGGGUUCCAGAGAAUUACUGUGAGGUGGUAAUUACAGAUGAAUGUUUAGAUUCAGAUGGGAAAGAUAGAGUUACAGCUGAAGACAUGGAACAAGAAGUCUUGGCCAAGGAUGAAAAUAAAAAACUCCAGGAUAAUUCAGGCAAGAAUGUCUCAACCACUUCUAAAAAAAAGGUUACAAAAAAGAGGAAUAGAGGGUGUAAAGAUGAAAGUUGAUCAGAUUUAACUGAAAUAAAUGAAGAUUUAAUAAAUUUUUUUUUAUUUCAUUUAGUAAGCAGAGUUUUAUUGAUCUGUGGCGUUUCUAUUACUCUGUCAUUACUGUUACUUUGUUUCUUGAGGAUCGGGAAGUGGAAAUAAUUUUUCCCAGCAUUAUCCUCAGUUCUCCACCGAUUUAGGAACCUAGCAUCUUUGAACAACCAGAAAACUAAAAAUAGUAUAGGAGUUUCAUAUUCUCUAAAGAGGUUUUCUAAUAGUUUUGGUGCCUAUUAUGAAUAUUUUAUCAAAUCUAUCUUUUCUUAGAGAGAUAUUCUCAAAAAGAUAUUUUUUAAAUCUCUUCUGUUGGAAAGGUCCUCUCGUAGUUUUAGUUCCAAUAAUGAAGUUUUUCUGAGCAGUCUUGCCCACCAAAAAAAAACUACUUUUUCAAGUGGCCCACAGGAAGGCUUUAAAAUUAAUGCUGAAAUGCAUAAAAUCUCGUAUCCAUCAUCAUCGUGGAUAUGAAUGGAGUAGUACCUUGGCAAUUUUGUUGUUAUAUAUGUUUCAUUCCUCAGCCAUCAUUAGCAGUAAAUAUUCUCCAGUUUGAAUCAAAAUUUGUGUUCGAUUUGAUGUAAUCAAAAAGAUAAACCCUAACAAAGAUAUAACUAAAUUAUUUUGCGGGACAAUCUGAUUGCUUGGAUCAAACUAACAUAGUUCUAGUGCUUUAAAAAUCAUGCAACUUCAUCUGUAUCCGACAAAUACCUAUAAGCUCAAAUUUGUUCAGUUUUAUGUCAAUCUUCAGAAAAACUCUUUUAAAAAAAUUCAAUAUUUUAAAAACAAAGGAAGCUUUGGACGAUUUUGACAAUACUGUAAUUGCGUUGGGUCCCUUCUGCUAAAUUUGAUCCAAUGAGGUAGUAGCAAAGAAUUUUUACAGUGUUGUAGUAUAAUUGCUCUUAUGUGAAAUUUCGUGAAAAAAAUCAAAACUUUCAUGCAAAAGUUCAAUGAAGCAUUUCUAAGGGUGAAAAAGUUCAUCAAAAUCCAACCAAUCAAAAGCUUGGAGGCAAUUUGAUCUAGCAAGGCAACGCCUGAAGAUGAGUUGAGGCAAUCUGCAAAUGCCGUUUCCUCCGCUCAGCUAUGUCAUCAGCGCUUGCCAAAAAUAUCAUUUCAAACAGGUCCCAUUUUUUGGAUCUUCAAAACAGAGUCACCUUGCCAUUAAGGAUGAAAAAAAACUGAAAAAUUUCUAGAAGCGUAGUUCACUUCUUAUUUUAAAAAAGUACAUUUUUAAAAAGAUGAGUGCCACUGAGCCAUUAGUAUCCUUGAACAUAAGAAAGUUUCCGUUGAAGGUAUUUUUGGUUGAAAUCAUGCAGAUGUCAAAUUUGUAUCAGAAUCCUGAACUUACCCUAAGACUAAGCUGAGAUGUGAAUGGAUUUGCAAGAUUAAUAAUGAUUGUUGCUGCUGUUGUAACAGGCAAGUGUCAAAUUAUUCUCCCUCCCGCUGUUUGGCUGAAAAAUUCUGAUAAGUUCAGAAAAUAAUAGUGAUUCAUAAUGUUGUGAUUUGUUUUAUUUUUAUUUAUUUGUUGAAACCUGUGUAUUUUAAGUUUCUCCUCUGAAAACUCAAGUUGUUGUUUUGUAAAUAAUUUUUUUAUUCUAUUCUACUACAAGGUGAAGUCACGCCUAGAUUUAGAAAUGAAAUGAUACCGCUUUUCAUUGUCAACCCUUUCACAGAUGACAGGCCUCAAUUCCGUCUCACUCUCUGAGUCUUUGUGGUCUCCAUUAAUUUUUUUCUAAGAGACUAGGCACACAAUGGCAAGAAAUUUAGCGGCAGUUAAAGUUUGAUACCAUCUGAUAUGAUGUUCUUUAUGGCCUCUUGAGCACAAUGGGCUUCUGAAACAGAACUGUCCAAGUGCCGAUCUUGAGAAAAAGGGCUGAAAAGUAAAUUUUUUGGUAUUUUUACUUGGUAUAUCUAAGUAAGAGGAAUGUUGCAACCUCUUUUUGCUGAUCGGGGAGAUUUAUUUGCUGGUUGGGAUAAGAAGACAGACAAAAAGAAUCAAAUUCCUCUGAAUAAUACAGAAUGUGGUGCGGUGUCCUUACAGACUUAAUUACAGAGCCACAUUAGGAAAUGCGUACAAGAAGGACAAAAAAUUUACUUUUCAACCUUGCUUUUCUCAAGAUUGACACUCAGAAAGUUGAAUUUUCAAAACCUAUCGUGCUCAGGAGGUUGGAAGAAGCAUCAUAUUAAACAAUCUAGAACCAAAUUUCUUGGUAACAAGUGCAUGGCCCGUUUAGGUAGCUUUUGGAUUUACCUCAGAAAAUUUUUUGUAAUUGGUUGCCAGAGGUGUUUGUUCAUGCUAAGUAGAAAUUUUGGGUUAAAUUAACUUGUAGGUUCUAGCAAGUAAAAUGUCCCAAAAAGCCUUUAUGAAAGUACAUCAAAAGAGUAUAUCAUUGAAUUACAUCAAAUGACUAAUGAAACCAAAAUCAUUAAAAUUAAUUCAAAAUUACUGUUUACUAAUUUUUUUUCUUUUUUUUUUUUUUUUUUUUUUUUUUUUUUCUAAAGAUUUUGGUAAGAAAUGAAAGCAUGUUAUCAGGUGUGUCAUAGAUGGUUUUAGCAAACUAAACUUGUCUCUGCUUACUACAUGUGACUUGGAUCUCUUUUUCUCCCCCUCCAAAUUCAGAAAAUCCUGUUAAUGAUAUGGAGGAUUAAUUCUUGAAUGCAAUCAAACAUAGUUUGUAGGAUAUCUAAUUUCGUUAGAUUUUCACUUGCCAUAAAAAAUUGCCAUCUUUAAAGGUUGAAAUUGUUUUUGAAUCGGAAUGAGCACAUUGGUAUCUAAACCUUAGAGUAGGCAUGAAUUUACCUUGAAGGCAGGAUUCAUUUCUCCUCUCGAUUUUCAUUUUGUCUGUUUCGUCUGAGUAUUUCAGUUCUAUUUGACUUAUUAGGUCCUCCUAUUCAUUAAUCAUGAGCCAAGUUAUUUUAGUAUAGUUAGUAUGACGAUUGCAUUUAAUUUUAUUCAUGAAUAAUUUCUAUUCUAAUUCUUUUUUAGCUACUGCUCAAACACAUGCAUCUAAAUCAUUACUGGUUAAUGGUAUGGCCUGCUGCAAAAAUAAUCUUGCAGCUGCAUUGGAAUAUUCAAAUGUUUCUUUGGGGGGGAGGGGGGGGGGCAAUUUGAAACUCUAUUGCAGUUUUUUUGGGAUCUGAAAGAUGACAGAGCACAAGUAGUGAGAGAGAUGAAUCCUGUAUCUAGAAGUACAUGAAGUGUAUUUUCCGAAGGGAAUACACUAUUUUUCCUCUUGUAAUUUACUUUUUGUGAUAAAGGAAGUCCAAACUGUGGACUGUUUUUGAUAUUUGUAGAAAACUGUGUUCAUGCCUUUUAAGUCUUUUUGAAUAUUUUUGUUGUUUCGUCAGAACUAUUUUCUCUCUGUCCUCUUUUGUAACUUAGUUAUAGAUUUUCUAUUGUAAGUAAUAUCUGGAAAAAUGUAUUUUUGAAUGUAAAUGAAAAUUAUUUUGUUCGGUGAGGUGCUAUUUUUAUGGAAACUGAGAGUAGAUUAAACAUAUCAGUAGAGUAGAGUAACAUCAUAGGUUUUUUACAUUAUUGUUUGUAUCACGAUCAUAAACCUCCCUUAAAUACUGAAAACGUUGUUGAAGUACUCUAAAGGAAGCGACGGCUUUAUUAUCUCAGGAGCGGACAUGUACUUGAAAAAUCAACAACUUCAGGCGAUAGUUCUCCUAUCCAUGAGAAAUUGAAAACAAAAUAUGCGUAUUCCCUUCAAGAAAAAAAGAUUUGAAUGAAUUGUAUAUCUGCAAUCACUGCCUCUAAUUGUCCAGGUCCUCUUCUUUUGUUCAGCUUCACUUAUGAAUUACACCCAAACAAUCGGUUUCGGUGGUUAAAAUUUAAUUCCUCCAAUCAAUGCUUUGCACCUAAGUUUAGUGUGGAAACGACUCAUCUGGAAUAUCUCUGAUUUCUAUUUGUUCGAAGUUGGGAAGCAGUGGUUACUGAGAGUUGUGCUUAAGUUUUGCCUCUGAAAUAGUGACAAUAUUCAAGCCAGUCUCCGAAAAUUUUGGAGUCAAGUUGACAAGCUGAAUUAUACUUCUUCAUUAUCAAGUAUCAUUUUACAAACGCAUGCGUCUUGAAUUAUUGACACAAGUGAUUUGGUUUUUAUCUGUUUUGUGUUACAUAAUUUUAAAAUCAGAUGAAAUUUUAAAGUCAAAUGAAGACCUCAGUCUUUUAGAAAUAUUCAAUCAGGGGCGAGAUAGAGAGAGAGAAACUAAUAGAGGGAACUAGAGAAACAAAUUUAAUUAAUGAAUGAAGAAAAUUGGUGUGUAAGGAGUCAACCGAAAGGAAUCACAGGUUUAACUCUUAAGUUCAUUCAAUUCAAAAAUAAGAUGAAGCACCUGCAGAACAGACUGUUUGACGUGGCAAAUAGAGAAUUUCUCAAUUUUGAAGGAAAAUAGAAGAAACUGAAGUGCUUGGCCGAAUAUUGAAGAGAGAAAUAGUGUCCAGAAGUUGCAUAAUAAUCCUGAUUUUGUUUGGUCUUUCGCGGUUUUGAAGUUUAAUCUUCUACUUCCAAAUCCAAAUUAUUUGAAGCCCAUAAUGUUUGUAUUGCAAGACUAUUAUUGCUCAUCCCAUUCGGAACUAGUAUUGGUGGUUCAUCUCAUUUUCAGUUUUAUUUUGUGUCAGAGUGUGAGUUGAAGCUCUCAACUGAGACUUCUCUCCACUUAAAAUUUCUUGCUUUGAAUAUUUUAAUUUAUUCAUGUUUCUCUAAUAGGUACCCAUAUUUUGAUUGACCCAUAUUUGAAAGGGACACAUUAGUAAAUAUUGUCAAAGCUGUGUGUGUCAUCUUGUCUUGUCACCAAGGCACCUCAAGGUUACCCAUAACAAAAUCUUGAACUUUUGUACAUUAUGUAAAUGGUUAAGAUUUUUUAUUUUUUUACUUGUUCUCUCUGUUACAGAAAUAUUUCCGUUGUAAUAAAAUUUCUCCUUAGCUUAAAAGCAGCUAAUGGAGACCAAAAAAUCA
Bemisia tabaci is the source of this 6862-nucleotide messenger RNA. RefSeq lists its product as uncharacterized. NCBI's taxonomy places the organism in Eukaryota, Metazoa, Arthropoda, Insecta, Hemiptera, Aleyrodidae. Gene Ontology annotation, cellular component: nucleus. The record is from RefSeq and is a predicted model, not a curated record. Gene Ontology annotation, molecular function: DNA binding.